UAUAUAGUAAAGGAGUAUAUAAGAAGUGUGAUAUAGUGUGUGUGUGUCAGUAGCCAUGAUGAUAGUGUCAAGUGUGGUUGUUGUCUCCUUCCUCCUGGUCAUCACUGUGGCACAAGACACUCCUACUCCUCUCGUAAUAUGGCAUGGCAUGGGUGACACAUGUUGUUUCUCCUUUAGCAUGGGACGUAUCAAGACGUUGGUGGAAGAGCGCAUCCCUGGCAUUUAUGUGCAGUCAAUCAUGAUUGGCAAUAAUAUCAUUGCUGAUGAAGAGCAUAGUUAUUUUGGGAAUGUAAAUGAGCAAGUGGAUGAGGUAUGCAAGAAACUGGCCAAUGAUACACAGCUUCAAGGUGGAUACCAUGCUAUGGGAUUUUCACAAGGUGGCCAGUUCCUCCGAGCAGUUGCAGAACGCUGUCCUGAACCAGCCGUACGUAACCUUAUCACAUUUGGUAGCCAACAUCAAGGUGUGUUUGGCCUCCCUUACUGUUCUUCGGAUGACCUACUCUGUGAGGAAGUACGACGCUUGCUCAACAUGGGAGCUUAUAUUGAGCGUGCAGUGGCAGAGCGCUGUCCAGAUCCCCCCAUGAAGAAUUUAAUAAGUUUUGGAGGACAACAUCAGGGUAUAUUUGGCUUGCCAACAUGUCCUGAGAACCCAGAGAAGUCCCGGACUUGUGAAUACAUUCGCAAGGUGCUGAAUUAUGGAUCUUAUUUACACUGGAUCCAAACCUCGCUCGUGCAGGCCCAGUUUUGGCACGACCCUCUUCACGAUGAUGAAUACCGUAACAAAUCCAUUUUCUUGGCUGACAUCAACAAUGAGAGGGUAUUGAAUGAGUAUUACCGUGACAACCUGAAGAAACUGGACAACUUUGUGAUGGUGAAAUUCCUAGCUGACACUAUGGUGGUACCAGUGGAGAGUGAGUGGUUUGGCUUCUACACUCCAGGCCAAGAUGAACAAGUCUUACCAUUGCAACAAACUCAACUGUAUUUGGAGGACCGUUUGGGAUUAAAAGAGAUGGAUGAGGCUGGCAAACUGCAUUUUCUCACACAAGAUGGUAAUCACCUUCAGUUUACUGAGGAAUGGUUCCUGGAGGAGAUAGUUGACAAGUUUGUAACCUAAAAUAAGAGGAUAUUUUGAAGUCCAUGACUAAAAUGAAUCAUAACAAGCAUGCUUCUGUUAUAGGCUGAAGUUGGAAUAUACUAAUAAAUUUUUAUAAAAGCACCAUUUAGUAAUUAUUUAGUCUUUCAAAGCAUUAAAUAUUAUUAUCUUUUUGUUUUAGAAUUUAAAUAUUAACUUUUUUUCUCAUAUCAAAAUAAAUUUUGGAGUGAGAUUAAUAAGUUGAGAGAGCCUAGGGAACGAAUAGAUUUAGCAGUUACAAACAAAAGAGGGGAGAUGUUAAAUGGAGGUGGAGGUACUGAGAUGGUAGUAAUAUUUUGAGCAUUUAAAUGUUGUAGAAAGGGAGGCAGUAAUUUCAUGCAUUGGUCAGGGAAUAAACAUUUUGUUUGGAAGAGCCAGAUAAAAGUGUGGGGGGGAGGCAUGAGAGGUAGCUGGGAUAGAAGGGAUCAAAGCAGAAAUGUUGCAAGCAGGUGGGGAUAUAGCUUUGGAGUGGUUGGUGUAUUUCUGGGUACCAACCAGUAUUUAUAUUCCAGUAGGAUACUAAGCUUCCUUUUGGCUUUUUUCUUUUUUCUCUCUGUAUCCUCAGAGGUCCCAUGCUCUGAAAAUAAUUUACAUUACAUUGGUUUAAAGAAAAUGCAUCUUUUAAGGUAAUCAUUUUUAUUUAAUUUUAUUAGUUAAUUUUAAAAUUAUGUUUUGUCUAAUAGUAUAUCUGAUAUCAGCUCUAUUGAAAGGAAUUAUAAAUAGUAUAUCCCUUGGCAUAAUUAGGUUGUUACUGUUGUACUGCACUGAACUGUUAUUUCAACUUAGAUAUUGCAUGCAUUACAGGUUGGUGGGUAUUCUAUACUUUGCUGCCUAGAACCUUUGCCAACAUGAAUAAAUAUUAAUCUAUGCUUAGGCUGGUGAUAUGUAUACAGUAUCUUCAUGCUAUGUAACAGUUACCCUGGUACAAAAUAGAUCUGCUGUCAGUCAGUAUAUUCUUCUAGGUAGUACAAAUAUCCCUUUGGUUUAGUACACAAGUGAAUUGGCUUGGACUGAUUUUCUGUUAGCAAGAAAGACUUGGUUAAAAAAAUGAAUAUAGACUAGUAAGACCCUCUAUUCCAAAUGGUUUGUAUAAUAGAUGGAGGAUUAGAAAUAUGCAAGUGUACAUGGGCAUUCACUGAAACUUCUACAGAGGGGGGGGGCAACAGAGUAGGUAAGUCAUCAGUAUUGUGGAUUUCCUGGACACAGGCCUGAACCAGGAGAAGAACCUAACCUCUCCCUCUACCCUUCUUUCCUUGCCUUUCCUCUCCAGAAAAUACCCAUGUUAGUGUAGUAGGCAUGCCAGUGUAGGUUCUAUGCAUGGAAUGUAAACCAAGUAGCACACCAUAGCUAAAGUUCACAAACUUCUUUUAAUGGUUACUGAGGUUACUAUACACCUGUUUUACUGUAGUGCUCUUAUUCUAAUCCAUGACUGCUGUCUAAAACAUUUAUAAAUACUGCCAAAAUAAAUGGAAAAAUUUCCUAGGAAAAGCUGGACCACAUCCUGCAGGAAGUGCCAAAUCAGCUAGAUUAUGGUGGCUAUGUAGGCCUGCAGGCUAUGGGCAAAAAUAAGUUUAGUACAUCAGGCAGCCAACAAGAAAAUCUAGCCUUAGGCCUGGAUGCAAGAGCAAAACUAAAACUAGUAACAGGUUGAAGGCACAGGUGUAGAAACGAACUCUAAAUUCACAUGAACAUUCAGUCUCUUCUGCAGCUCUUAUUUCUUUAUUAAUAAAGUACACAUCAGUGUGGUUGCUUUACAUUUCUCAAACAUUACAUGCAGUGCCAAGUCUCCUUGUAUGUUGGAAAACUAAGUUUUCAUGUACAGCAAAAUGUGUAAGGAUUGUCUGGUGUUGCUGGUAUAGUUUUUUUUUUUUUAAUUAGGUGCCUUACAACAGAUCCUCUAUCCUUUAUGUAAUUUUAUGGCAUAAGGCUGGAAGAACUUUAUGAAGUCACUUAGAUUACCAUAGUCUUUCAGGCAACAAAAGGUUCUUCACAAUUUUAGCCAGUUAUUAUAAGCUGAAAAGCAAUGUAGUUUAUUUUUAUAUAGUCUUUCAUCUAUGAAUUGCAUCAUUAAUGUUAGAAGGUAAAAUAUUAAGUCAUUUAGGUUAAAAAAAAAAAUUGCCAUAGCAUUAAACUGCAGUCUCAGCAGUACAAAAUUCCUAUUCUUCUUGCUCCUCCAUAAUGCUGUGGGUUACUGAUAUCAUGGCAGACUCAGCCUCCCUAAAAUAUUGCAGCACAAACCAUCCCGAGGUGCUUGCUUGCUACCAUGCUGCCGAUGAAAACUGGCACUUGCAGCUACAACUCUGACACGACACUGUUCACAUGCUGCAGAAGCAACCUCGGAUAAUCCAACUCGAGGUGUGCAAGUUUGCCACAAUGUCUGUGUUGGUUUGCAACCCGUCCUCCAGGUGGUUCACAUGUUUUCCUACUUGUUACAGUGCAUUUAUUUCUGUAUGAUCUAAGCUGAGAUCAGAAUUAAAUACAGUAAUAAAUAUUCUAGGUUUGAUAAAUAUUCUAAUCAAACCUAGGGGAGUCAAGUCUGGUAAUGGAGGCACAUUGUUACCUAAUAAUUUGAAACAUGCUGAAUAUCUACUAUAUAGGACGAGUUGCAACUUAGCUUGAAGAAGGUAAUUUCACCAGCUGUCAAAGUGCUGGCUUUUGAAGACAUUAUUUUAGCUAAUACUGAACCCAGUACAGUACAUUUUUCACAAUCUUGUGACAUUAAAUAAAAUACAUUACUGCCAUUCUACUGUAAUAUAAAAUAUUACAAUAGAAUGGUGGUGAAAUUAAAGAAAUGGACGGCCGUUGAUGUAUCUGGCGUAUAUAAGAAGAAACUUAACUAAUCAUACACAGGAUAAAUAGGUAGAUAUUGAAUCACUGAAGUACCUAAACAUAAAUCUGUUAGACAUGCACAAAACAGUGCGAUGUUUUUUUCAGCAUGUGUAAGACUCGUAACUACUAUAUAAUGUUAAAUGAGAAAAUUCUUUUAUUUCAUAUAAACAAAUUGUAUGUAUAAGCAUAAAAUAUUUGAGCAGAAAGAUAAAAUUUACUUCAAACUACACUAUUAUAUAUUCAUUGCCAUUCUGAAAGUGGCAUACUGUAUAUUGUCAGAGAAUGGCAAAAAAGGGCUGUAACAAUUAAUGGCAAGUUGCAGUUACUGUACAUCGAAUACAUAGUUAUUCUGAAAUACUGUCCUUGUACAAAUAUAGGUACAGUACAGCAUAUCUGCUUCUUUGAUUGCUGAAAUAUACAACUAAAAUACC
Cherax quadricarinatus is the source of this 4392-nucleotide messenger RNA. It is a transcript of the gene Ppt1, whose product is annotated as Palmitoyl-protein thioesterase 1. NCBI's taxonomy places the organism in Eukaryota, Metazoa, Arthropoda, Malacostraca, Decapoda, Parastacidae. Gene Ontology annotation, biological process: receptor-mediated endocytosis; protein depalmitoylation. Gene Ontology annotation, molecular function: palmitoyl-(protein) hydrolase activity. The record is from RefSeq and is a predicted model, not a curated record. Gene Ontology annotation, cellular component: lysosome.